UGAAAAUGACCACAAACAGUUAAUGGAGAAGAUUGAGAACAUUGUUCAUCAAAACAGAGAAACCUUCCUCACUAUCACUGGAGAGACCAGAAGACCAAAGUCUUUAAACUUGGUUCUGUGUGGGAGGAGAGGAGCAGAGAAGAGUUCAGCAGCCAAGGCCAUUUUAGGUCAGACAGAGCUUCAUUCAGUCUCCAACUCAUCAGUGUGUGUUAAACAUCAGGGAGAGGUGUGUGGACGUUGGGUUUCUCUGGUGGAGCUGCCUGCCUUGUAUGGAAAACCUCAGGAGGCAGUGAUGGAGGAAUCACUCAGGUGUAUCUCCCUCUGUGAUCCUGAGGGUGUCCAUGCCUUCAUCCUGGUCCUACCUGUGGGUCCCCUCACCGAUGAAGACAAGGGAGAGUUAAAGACCAUCCAGAACAUGUUCAGCUCUCAAGUCAAUGACUUCAUCAUGAUUCUGUUCACUGUGGAGUCAGAUCCUACAUCUCCAGCUGUUUCUGACUUUAUAAAAAAGAACAGAGAGAUCCAGGAGCUCUUUCAGAGCUGUGGAGGAAGAUACGUUGUUCUCAACAUCAAGAACAAGCAACAGAUCUCUGAUGUGUUGGAUACUGUGGAGAAGAUGAGAGAUGAAGGAUCCAGAUGCUUCACAAAGGACAUGUUCACUAAAGUUCAGAUGGAGAAGGUUACAAGACUUAAAGCUGAACUGCAGAAUGUGACACAAAGAAGUGAGGAAGAAAAUCAGAGCAGAGAGAGUCUCAGGAUAGUGCUGAUUGGGAAGACUGGCAGUGGAAAGAGUGCAACUGGAAACACUAUUUUGGGAAAGCAGUUUGAAUCCAGAGCUAGUCAAAGAUCAGUGACUAAAUUUUGUCAGAAAGCAACAGGAGAGAUUGAUGGACAGCCUGUUGUUGUGGUUGACACUCCCGGCUUAUUCGACACAACUCUGUCCAAUGAUGAAGUUCAAAAGGAGCUUGUGAAAUGCAUCAGCUUGUUGGCUCCUGGACCUCAUGUAUUCUUACUGGUGCUGCAGAUCGGGCGAUUCACAGAAGAGGAAAAGAACUCUGUGGAGCUAAUCAAGAAAUACUUUGGAAAGAAGUCAGAGGACUUCAUCAUCAUCUUAUUCACCAGAGGAGAUGAUCUCGAAGAUGGAUCAAUUGAAAUGUACAUAGACGAAGACUGUGCUGACUUUGUCAAACAUCUGAUUGAUGAUUGUGGAGGAAGAUACCAUGUGUUUAAUAAUAAAGAUAAACAAAACUGCACACAAGUCAGUGAACUGAUAAACAAGAUUGAUUCCAUGGUGAAGAAAAAUGGUGGCAGCUGCUUCACCAAUGAGAUGUUCCAAGAGGCCGAGGCAGCAAUAAAGAAGGAAGUGGAGAAGAUCCUGAAAGAGAAAGAAGAAGAGAUGAAGAUAGAGAGGGAGGAACUUGAAAGGAAACAUGAGGAAGAAAUAGAGUAUCGAGAAGAAGAACAAAAACAACAGGAGGAACAAGCAAUACUUGUCCAGCUCCAAGAAGAAUAUGAGAGA
Scomber japonicus (chub mackerel) is the source of this 1516-nucleotide messenger RNA. Its product is annotated as GTPase IMAP family member 4-like. NCBI's taxonomy places the organism in Eukaryota, Metazoa, Chordata, Actinopteri, Scombriformes, Scombridae. Gene Ontology annotation, molecular function: GTP binding. The transcript has 2 exons. The record is from RefSeq and is a predicted model, not a curated record. The annotation marks the transcript as partial.